CUUCGGAAACUCAGCCUUUGGAAAAGUCACUUGCAAGGAUUCGGUGGCAGCGGAGCCUUCAGUUCCUCUUCGGUUCGUUUUUCUCGGACUCAAGAUGUGGGCUGCUAAAUUCGCGAACUCCCGUUCGCCUCUCCUGUCCUCGGUGCUGUUGCUCUCGAAGGGAGCCCCAGCUUCCAGCUCGCCCUUUCACUCCUCGGCGCACCUCCAUAAGGCUAAAGUGGCUGUGGUUCUUUCUGGUUGUGGUGUUUAUGAUGGCACUGAAAUCCACGAAGCCUCUGCGAUAAUGGUUCAUUUGAGCCGAGGAGGAGCCAAUGUUGACAUGUAUGCCCCAAAUAUUUCUCAGAUGCAUGUUGUUGAUCACAGCAAAGGUCAGCCAGCUGACAGGGAAUCGAGAAACGUCUUAACAGAAUCAGCAAGAAUCGCUCGUGGGAAAAUUAACGACUUGGCUAGACUUACUGCAAGAGACUAUGAUGCGGUAGUAUUUCCUGGAGGCUUUGGAGCUGCUAAAAAUCUAUCUACCUUUUCUGUGGAUGGGAAAGACUGUAAAGUUAACAAAGAUGUUGAGCGUGUGCUGAAAGACUUCCACAAAUCAGGGAAACCCAUUGGGUUGUGCUGUAUUUCCCCUGUCUUGGCUGCAAAGGUUCUACCUGGCACUGAAGUCACUGUAGGCCAAGAACAAGAACAAGGUGGGAAGUGGCCUCAUGCUAGCACUGCUGGGGCCAUUAAAGCCAUGGGAGGAAAACACUGUGCUAAAGAUGUAACA
Messenger RNA from Thamnophis sirtalis, 763 nucleotides. NCBI's taxonomy places the organism in Eukaryota, Metazoa, Chordata, Lepidosauria, Squamata, Natricidae. The record is from RefSeq and is a predicted model, not a curated record.